CUCACCAGCCAAUGCUCUCAUUUCUCCGCUGUCGCUAGUCGUUUCGCGUGUCCUCUCAUUCGUGAUAAAACUUCCUACUGAUCUACAUUUAAACAGUGUGAUAUUUGGCAUGCUUCCUUUGGUAUUUGUGAUUUUGUGGAUGGGGAUUUCCUCCGCUGACAUUCCGCUUGAUUUGGUUCCGGUAAUUGUCGAAGCUGGACCUGGCACCGUCUCCCUCAUUUCGGGAGACACGAUGAUUCUGUCCUGCAUAGUCAGAGCCUACCCCCCUCCCACUGCCAAGAUAAUAAAACUCAGCGAGGAUUCAUUUAACAGCGUGGACAACGAAGACGACAUUGAAUUGGAUUUUGAUAUCACCAGUAACAAUGCUGAAGACACCUUGAUAGAAGUAACCCUAACUCAACUAGCUAGUGUCGAGGAUAGUGGCUGGUACAGAUGCAGAGCGACAAACCCACACGGGGAAGCUCACGAAGACUACUAUGUGGAGGUAUUUGAAAACGAGGCCACGUUCUAUGGUACCGGAGAGCUGGUCCCUAUUUUACCUGUUGAAAUUAACGACCUGCUUGAUGACCUGGUGACUGAUCCAGUGACUGAUCCAGCGAGCACAACUCCCGAGCUCGUCACCACCGGACCUCUGACUACGGAAACUGAGGCUUCAGAGGAGGUUUCCAGUCCCACCCCUUAUUAUAUGAGACUAUUUUAGGUAUGAUCACAUUCUUAAGUGAGCUAUUGGACAAGUUAUUCAGCUGGGUUCAGGCCGGAGGAUUCUAAUGUGAGACUCGUAAAUUACAUCGUUAAAAACAGU
Molecule: messenger RNA, 802 nt
Organism: Bolinopsis microptera
Lineage: Eukaryota; Metazoa; Ctenophora; Tentaculata; Lobata; Bolinopsidae
Product: titin homolog
Exons: 4
Coding region: 110-700 (196 amino acids)
Source: RefSeq, a predicted model, not a curated record